GCAGGCGCUAACUAGCCCCGUUUGCUGACCGCCCACCAUUUCCCAAGCUGUCCCUGGGACACACCUCCCGGGGUAAUGCGCAAGCGCCGCUCUUUGACUCUCUAACUCGCGGUCUGCAGUCUCGUUACGCAUGCCCGGGCGGCGGCGGGAACCCACGGAAUUUACCGCCGGAAGUGCGGCGGCCAUCACCAAAGAGUGCGGGCUCGGCUCACUAGCUAGAGGGGCUCGCUUCCGCCCCGCUACCGGGAGGGGGGCGGCCAUUUUAGCUGAAGAAACACAUUCUGGAAAUAGCCAACUCAGUAUCAUGGCCAGCAGCCUUAAUGAAGAUCAAGAAGGAGGCAGAAUCACGUAUGUGAAAGGAGAUCUUUUUGCAUGCCCCAAAACAGACUCUUUAGCCCACUGUAUCAGUGAGGAUUGUCGCAUGGGUGCUGGGAUAGCUGUUCUCUUCAAGAAGAAAUUUGGAGGGGUGCAAGAACUGUUAAAUCAGCAAAAGAAAUCUGGAGAAGUGGCUGUUCUGAAGAGAGAUGGGCGAUAUAUAUAUUACUUGAUUACAAAGAAAAGGGCUUCGCACAAGCCAACUUAUGAAAACUUGCAAAAGAGUUUAGAGGCCAUGAAGUCUCAUUGUCUGAAAAAUGGAGUCACGGACCUCUCCAUGCCCAGGAUUGGGUGUGGUCUUGAUCGUCUGCAAUGGGAAAAUGUAUCUGCCAUGAUCGAGGAAGUAUUCGAGGCAACAGAUAUCAAAAUUACUGUGUAUACACUCUGAACAGAUGAAUGUCUUAGAUGUGUCCAUGUUCUCCUGUAUCAUAUCUUCUGGGCCAUAUGACUGGGCAAACUGACCUGAAGAUGGGAAGAGGAAAGUUUCACGUGAAGUAGUGGGUGUCACAGGACAGACUUGAGUUGCUCUAUUCCAGUAUUUGCACUAGGACUCUGGAGGAGGGAUUGCUUUGGAUAUGUUUUGAUAUUUUUGCAAAAAGGUAAGGAGUAAGUGGCCUGAUAGGUGUCAGUCUGGGAAACCAAAUAGUUGGGCCUAUGAUCUGUUUUGCUCAAGUAUGCUACCUGGUUUCGCAGCCACUAGGUGGCAGCAUUGAUUCUACUUCUCUGCUUUUUAAGAGGAAAUUUCAGGAAGGAUGAUCAUUUCGUUAGUUUGGAAUCUUUUGUCAUUUGUACACUUGGUAUUAUCCUUAUGUCAUCACAUUCACUCUAGGAGAGAGUUAUGGGUUGUCUUGUUUUUGUUUUAAUUACAGAUUGAAUUCUGCUUUGUUAACCAGGAAUUUGUGGUGACAAAAAUGGAAAAAUAAACCUUU
Nycticebus coucang (slow loris) is the source of this 1304-nucleotide messenger RNA. RefSeq names its product O-acyl-ADP-ribose deacylase 1 (gene OARD1). Gene Ontology annotation, biological process: peptidyl-glutamate ADP-deribosylation. NCBI's taxonomy places the organism in Eukaryota, Metazoa, Chordata, Mammalia, Primates, Lorisidae. The transcript is spliced from 6 exons. The coding region runs from base 131 to 763 and encodes 210 amino acids. The record is from RefSeq and is a predicted model, not a curated record.